GCUUUGUUUUGUUUUGUUAGUGUUUUGAGUUGGAGAGGCAGAGCGUGCAUGGGGAGAUAUUCAUUGGGAAUGGAAGAUGCACACAUUUCUCUGAAUGUUUAUAAUAGUAAAAUGCCGAGUUUUGUCAGCAGUUAUGACGAAGAGACAGUCUGCAAUCCAUCAGAAGUGUUUGAUAAAGUUGAGACAUCAGGCACAGAUUUUAUUCAAGAUGUCAGGGAAACAAAGAUCCGAACACCAGACAUGUUAUUGGAGGCUCACAAACGCAGAGUUGAGAGGACGGGUAGUAAAGAAAAUGUGGAUGGAUACAGUUUUAGAAAACCAGCAACUGCAGUUGAUGUUUUGAGGAGGAAUUUCGGGUCGACGCGAUCUCCUAAUUCAAAUAACAAAUCAGCAGACGACCAAAACGACCCAGAUGGUGCCAUGAUAGACAUUAUUUUGAAUGAACGAAUUAAUUGUGUGGUUCUUGAAAAGUCAAGUGGUAGUGAAACGAAGGAUGGAAAAGAGCGAAUGGCAGAUCACACCGAGGGAUUAACGUCAACCGAUUUGAAUGAACUUGAUGUGACAGAUUCUGGAUACAUUUGUGAAAGUAGCAGGGCGGAUGACGAUGUCGUACAGUUAAAGGAACAUGUUUACUGUACCGUAUAUUGUAUUGCAAAUGACAACUACAGGAAACCGUUGGACCAUACCGGAGAACACCAAUAUAAUGGGGCGAUGACUCCGUCAACAUCAAACGUCGCCACAGAUCCAUCCCCGGAUUUGCGGCAGCAGAGCGAUUUGGAAAUGGGCCUCAACACCAUUCCUGAGCCAUACACCCUGUCGAACCUGAUUGAUCCUAGAACUCUGAGCAACUUUUACAGCGGGGAUUACAGUGUAUCAGUUGUCUUGACCUGUCGAAUCUGUCUGGAUAACAAGCACAUAAAGCCACUACAUUGUUGCAAGAAGGCUGUCUGUGAGGAAUGCCUGAAGAGAUACAUCAGUUCACAGGUCAUGGUAGGCCGAGCGGACAUCGUCUGCCCCGUCACCGAGUGCAGCGGUUACCUGGAGGAGACUCUGGUGGUGUCCCACCUGGGCAGCGAGGAAGUCGCCAAAUACAAGUACUUCCUGGAGCUGAGCCGGAUCGACUCCAGCACCAAACCCUGUCCCCAGUGCAGCCAGUUCACAUCGCUGAAAGGACGCACUCCCGGCAGGGCAGAGCACAAGUACAAGAUCCAGUGCGUCAAGUGCCAGUUUGUUUGGUGUUUCAAAUGCCACGCCCCCUGGCAUGAGGGCCUGAAGUGUCGGGACUACCGGAAGGGGGACAGACUUCUGCGUAACUGGGCCAGCGUCAUCGAACACGGCCAGAGGAACGCCCAGAAGUGCCCCCGGUGCAAGAUCCACAUCCAGAGGACGGAGGGCUGCGAUCACAUGAACUGCACCCAGUGCAACACCAACUUCUGCUACCGCUGCGGCGAGAGGUACCGCCACCUGCGCUUCUUCGGGGAUCACACGUCCAACCUGAGCGUGUUCGGCUGCAAGUACCGCUACCACCCGGAGAAGCCCCACCUCCGCCGGCUGGUCCGGGGGUCCGUGUGCGUGAGUAAGGUGCUGGUGGCCCCUCUGCUCCUUGGGCUGGUUGUGGUGGUGGGAGCCUUGUCCCUGGUCAUAGGUCUCGUGGCCUUCCCUAUCUACUACAUCUGCAAGAAGAGACGGAAGCGCACCCAGGGUACUGGCAGCUGGCUCUGAGCUGAAGACCAUGGGCCAGUCCAGUCCGGGCAGGACCCUGCUCCAGAGAGGGGGUAGUUGGUGGAGGUAGCCCUGCCAGCCCGUCUCCAGCCCGUCUCCAGCCCGAGAAGAGCAACACUUUAGACUGGGCUUCUUUCUCUACCGCAUGUCCACCACAACCCUAUGUGGUUCCUGCUCACAGAUCUAAAGGUUCACAGAGCACACAGAAUAGUCUACCACUGUUCCCAAGCAGUCCACUCUUCUCACAGUGGCUCCAACAAUAGAGAACACCCUGGCCACUGGUCUGACCAGUUACCUGCAGAACACCACUUACCUACGGAAUAGUUUCAGACUAUUUCAUUAAUGUUUCUAGUCUAGUUUUUACUUUAGUCUGGGCUCAUACAGCAUGGAUUGUGAAACAGAAAACAUUCGGAUAAAAUGGGAAAGACCAGUGUUCGUUCGUGUGGGUGAAUCGAUCACCAUUCUGUAGGCUACCCUGAAAGGCUGCAUAUUUAUUUAAUUAUCAGGGAUUUUAUUCUGCUGUGUUCAUAGAUGGUUAAAAAACAAUAAGAAACCGAUUACUCAUUGUUAAUGACCAAUCCGUAACUGUACACACUGCAAGUGGUGCUUGGGUUUCAGUGAGAUUCAGGCUUCAUUCCAUCAACACACACACACACACACACACAAACAGAUUGUGACACACACAAUAACACACCCGUUUCACCGCUUCCAAACCUGCCAACACCAGAGUGCUGUCCCCCAGCCCUGUGGUAUUUGCAUCAUCAACAGAAUCCAUGUAGGUAUUUUCCAUUGUGAAAAAAACUAUGGGGACAGCACUGUUGAAAUAACUGCUGUUUGAUGCCCUGUAAUCAUUGAUCAAUGCUUAUCCCAUUUUGCAAGGUAGGGUUUUGCCCUACUGCAUUUUUAAGUGUUGUUUUAUCCUACAUGAUGUGGUCCGGGUUUUGCUCCAGUUGAAGGAAAGAUGCGUGGAAACCACACUGACCUGGACACAGGUCUGAGCGUUUACACAGACGAUAGUCGGAAUAGUGCUUCAGGUGCCACGAUAUAUUUAUUUGUUUAAAAAAAAAAGAAAUGUCUUGCCUCCUUCAAUGGUCAAUGUUAGAUGUCUGCUUUGAGAACAGAUAUGAAAACGUGUUGAGAAGAUGGAUGUAUAUGGAGGCUGGACCGACAAACAGACGGACAUUAAGAACCUUCUAUAAUAGAUCGAGAAGUAGGAGUUUUGUUAGUUACUUUGAGAAAGAUAUUUAAGGAACUCGCCUAUAAAAUCAGUAGAUUGUGUUGAACAAUCGCUUCCCCAUAGUCUUCCGUUAUUUAUACUUAGUUUGUGGCAGACCUGCUAUAUGUUUAUGAAUUUGUCCAGGAAGUUUGUUACUCGUGUCAGGGGUUUCUCUUUGCACAAAAGGUGAGGCUUGUGUUUUCAUUGAAUUAAUAAUUUGCUCCAUCCAAUUCUCAAUUUUCAUAUCAAACCAGGAUUACUGUAGGGAAUUUCUUAUGGAAACCUUUUUUUAUCCUAACACAAUUUUUAUUUGAAAAAAAAAAAACAUUACAACAUAAUUGACAAUCAAGUCUCUGUUGUGCUUGUUACUGUAACCCCAGUGUUACACUAGUGCAAGGGCCCCAAAAAGUUUCCACUUUGGCUCCACUUUGGGGACGAUUAUGCGUGUGUCAUGGGUGCUUAAACUUUACAGCAAAAUCAUUGGGCUGUAAAACAAAAGAAAAAUUACUAAAUACGUUAGCUAACAUGGGCUAGCUAGUUAAUUUUGACAUUUUCAGAAGUUAUUGUCUACAGUAAUGUAUGUGACAAAAGGAAAACGGAUAGUGCACUGCUUUAUAAUUAUAUUAAAACUUCACAGUAUGUUUAAAACUUUGCAAGGAAGUAAUGUCUGCUGACCCCUCUGGGCAUUAAGGUAUGCAGCCUGAUGUUGUAAUAGGGAAAUGUGGGGCUUUUUGAUAAAGCUUCUUGGUUAUCUUCAGUGGAAAUGCACCAUUAGAUUAUUUUCCCAGGGGGCUUUGGUGUAAGUAACCUUGUAACAAUAGACCUGGAGCUGUGCCAGAAAAUGAUAGCGUCUCUGAAGCUUUAAAGCUGGUAACUUGGCUACGGUACACCAACCAUAUCCAACCAAAACCCCUGCCAUCUCUCUCUGGGAACUCAAACUGUCCGACAAGUCAAACUAUCUGACCCCCAAACAAUGCAUUGUUUAUUAUUGUGUCAUUAAUAACACAGAAUAUGAUGAUGGAUGUUGACGAAACUUUGAAAUCCAUUAGGCUUUUGUAUUUGUUCUCAGGGAGCAUUCUGUUCAUGUUCUCUGUUCAUGUUGUCUUUCCUGCAUUUCGCUGGAACUCCCACUGUGCCAGUAUAUGAUCAAAACCUGUCACACUAAUUGACUUUAAAGAGCCGUGUACGAUUUUCAUCAUACUUCUAUUCAAUUCAUAACCUGGAUAUAUUAAGAUGCUGUCGUUUGAUGCCGUUGUUAGCUUAUACGUGUUACAUUUCCACCUGACACAUUAAGUAAUCUGUGCAGGUUGGUGGUCCUUCUCUUAUGUGUAUGUUUGUCAUCUGACUGGAGCCCUUAUUAGUGCCAUUGUGGCAUUUUCACCAUAAACAUUAACUAGUGCCUUUACUAAGAUAAUUGAUAUUGGCUUGAUCGUUGUGAAAUGUUACUUCUCUCUUUAAAUGGAAUAUAAUGUCUGCGUCAAAAUGUCUGUAGUUUGCACAAAAACAGAACUUAUUAGUUUACCCCGAUCUAUGAUCUAGUAGUUUAUCAUCGUUCUUCGUGUGUGGGUCGCUUUUGGACAUCUAAUGCACAGAUCUGUAUUCUACUUUUGUUUGUGGUUCUUCUAUGCUGCUGUACCACUGUCUUUACACUUCAUGUAAUACAUGUUUUGCAACAACUAAUGUAUGUUUGGAAGAGGUUCAUGGAGUCAUUAAACAUUGAUGGUUGAAAUGCCCAAAACACCAA
Esox lucius (northern pike) is the source of this 4682-nucleotide messenger RNA. It is a transcript of the gene rnf217, whose product is annotated as ring finger protein 217. The transcript has 6 exons. Gene Ontology annotation, cellular component: ubiquitin ligase complex; cytoplasm. Gene Ontology annotation, biological process: protein polyubiquitination; positive regulation of proteasomal ubiquitin-dependent protein catabolic process; ubiquitin-dependent protein catabolic process. The record is from RefSeq and is a predicted model, not a curated record. Bases 49 to 1722 code for a protein of 557 amino acids. Lineage: Eukaryota; Metazoa; Chordata; Actinopteri; Esociformes; Esocidae. Gene Ontology annotation, molecular function: zinc ion binding; ubiquitin conjugating enzyme binding; ubiquitin protein ligase activity.